UAAAAUAUUGAGUAUACAAUAUGGUUGAAAGGUAGGUUGGAAUUAAGGCACCGACUAAGCAUUAAAUGCCGAACGAAUUCACCACCUACAGUAACCCAGAAUUUCAUCACUGGAUUUUAAUACUCAAGUAGAGUAGACGAAAAAUCUUGCAGUUUCGGUAUACUUUGAAUUACACUCAUCUACUCUAUAUAUAGAGGAGCAGGUUCUACUUUGUUUUCACUGCAGAAAGAAAGAGAGAGAGAGAGAGAGAGAAGAGUUCCAGAAAGGGAAAGAAGAUGUUGAGAUUGAUUACAGGAAUUCCAGGGCCGAGCGGGUUUGGAUCAGCUUCCACUGCUGAGCAGGUCACUCAAGGCAUUGAUGCCUCCAAUCUCACUGCGAUUAUUACAGGUGGUGCAAGUGGGAUUGGUUUAGAAGUGGCAAGAGUUUUAGCCCUUAGGAAAGCCCAUGUCAUCAUUGCAGCAAGAAAGAUGGAUGCUGCAAAAGAAGCAAAACAACUCAUUCUCAAGGAUAACAGCACUGCUCAUGUUGAUAUUCUUCAACUUGACCUCUCUUCAUUGAAAUCAGUUAAGGCAUUUGCUGAUGAUUUCAAAGCGCUUAACCUUCCUCUCAACAUCCUCAUAAACAAUGCUGGUGUCAUGUUCUGUCCAUUUCAGCUUUCGGAAGAUGGAUACGAGACGCAAUUUGCUACAAAUCAUCUCGGUCAUUUCUACUUGGCAAACCUUCUUCUAGAUAAAAUGAAGGAGACUGCAAAUGCUACUGGUGUGCAGGGUAGGAUAGUGAAUUUGUCAUCUGUAGCUCACCUUUACACGUACGAAGAAGGGAUCCGGUUUGACAAAAUUAAUGAUGAAAGCAGUUACCAUUCCAAAAUGGCAUAUGGGCAAUCCAAGUUAGCCAAUAUAUUACAUGCCAAUGAGCUCUCUCGUCGUUUACAAGAAGAGGGAAGUAAUAUUACAGUGAACUCGGUGCACCCGGGGUUGAUAAUGACAAAUCUUAUGAGGCAUUCUGUUCUUUUUACAAGAAUUAUGAAACUGUUCACUUGGAUUCUCUGGAAGAAUGUCCAUCAGGGGGCAGCUACAACGUGCUAUGUGGCGCUCCAUCCAGACCUAAACGACAUUAGUGGAAAGUACUUUCUGGACUGUAAUGAGUACGAGGCAAGCGCGUUUGCCAGAGAUGAAGCUCUGGGAAAGAAGCUUUGGGAUUUCAGCGAGAAGUUGGUUAAGGCAGCUAUAAACAAGUAAAACCCCUUUCUAUAAUGGAAGUCACGAGGCAUUUCUAGUAAAGGGGUAGAAAGGUAGAGUGGACAUAAUUUAUUGAGAGAAGUCCAUGAAAUUGCAUUUCUACCGUGUGUUUCACUUAUUCUAGUAUUUGCAAUUAAUAUACCACAAAAUAUGUGUUUCAUAAUGUAUAGUGAAUGUCUUAACGUAUGCUAUAAAUAAUACUAUACGUACUCUUUUUUUUUUUUUUUUUUUU
Molecule: messenger RNA, 1470 nt
Organism: Ipomoea nil (Japanese morning glory)
Lineage: Eukaryota; Viridiplantae; Streptophyta; Magnoliopsida; Solanales; Convolvulaceae
Product: short-chain dehydrogenase TIC 32, chloroplastic-like
Exons: 8
Coding region: 276-1238 (320 amino acids)
Source: RefSeq, a predicted model, not a curated record